UAACUUCCGACACUAAGGGAGACAACAACGUUUUACUGGUAUUAGACUGGUUUACGAUUUACGUCAUUGUAUAUAUCGCCUAUAUUACGAUGUCACAGUAACAGCUUUGUUGUCGUCUGGUAACGGAUGAACAAUACUAUAGUUAAGUUAGUCAAUAUAAUACGUUUAUUUCGUCAUGGGUCGCAUACGCAGGGGAGGUCAGUUCAUCAAGAAGGAUAAAUUAAAGCGCUCUUUGAGAAUGAAUAAUUUGAAUAGCCUCAGUCGGGAAGAUCACACUUAUACUCUCGCUAAUAAUUCGCAAGAUGCAAGUUUUUGUGAGUUGGACGUUGGACAAUUGGUGUCCGUUCACAGUGACCCUUCUUUUGACGAAACAUGGAAAGAAGGUCGUCGGGUAAUCGAACUGUUGCAUCUCGCACAGAAUCUCUUCUGCAAAAUGUGUAACUGUCCCUUGCAGUUAAUUGACACUGUCGGCGAACGGAAGUACGGCCUUGGUAGCAUUUUGUUCAUACCCUGUAGUAGUUGCAGUGCUUGUAACAGUGUGGAAACGGGAAAAAGAAGUGAGACUGGUGCAUUUGUAGUGAAUUCAAAAGUUGCAUUAGGAAUGAUACAUGCAGGAAUUGGGGCUACACAUGUCAACAAUUUUCUUGGUGCAUUGAAUGUUCCUCCUGUGAAUUCCUCCACCAUCAAGAAAAAGGAAAAUGAAAUUGGGAAAAAAAUAUUUGAAGUUGCCAGAGAAUCAUGUCAAUCAAAUCAAAAGAAGGAACAGUUAAUGAGUAAUGGAAAGGUGGAAGCCCGUUUUGAUGCAGGGUGGCAAAAGCGGGGUACUGGUUGGAAUUAUGAUAGUAAUACAGGACAUGCCAGCAUGCUAGGAACAAUGACGGGUACAGUCAUAGAUUUCUCGCAUAGAAGCCGUAAUUGCAGAGUCUGUGAGUACCAUAUGGGUAGGAAAGAGACAGUUCCCUCACACGAUUGCAGCAAGAAUUGGCAGGGAACAAGUAAAGGCAUGGAGCCUGAUAUGGCCUUAGAAAUGACCCAUAAUCUCAAUGAUAAUGGAUGCCCUAUUCAGGUUCUCCAUGCAGAUAAUGAUUCCACCACAACAGCAAGAUUGAAGGUUGAUUUCAAAGAACUGCAAAAAAAAGAUGAUCAGAAUCAUAUCAAGAAAGGUUUUUCAAAGAAACUGUAUGAUUUAUCUAAAACGUUUAAGGAAUUGAAACACACAGAAGUCAUACCAUAUCUUGACAAAGAAACCGGACAAGCUUUCCCAUGA
Messenger RNA from Mytilus trossulus (common blue mussel), 1267 nucleotides. RefSeq lists its product as uncharacterized. The transcript has 5 exons. The record is from RefSeq and is a predicted model, not a curated record. Lineage: Eukaryota; Metazoa; Mollusca; Bivalvia; Mytilida; Mytilidae. The coding region runs from base 176 to 1267 and encodes 363 amino acids.